GGUUCGUCUGAGCUUAAGCCUUGCAGCAGAACUUCCUUCUCGCUCCUCUCUCUGGCUUUGAUCCUCACUGAACGCCAGACCAGAAGCCCUGAAGGGAGGGAGGAUGAGAGAUGACCGGCCCUUUGGCAACCUGACCAUCUUCUUAGCAGAGCCUUGGAAAGCAAGCCAGGGGCUGACUGCACGCCCAAAGAAGCACCGAGUCUCUCCUGGAAGUGUGUGUGUGUGUGUGUGUGUGUGUGUGUGUGUGUGUAUGAGCGGGUGUGAGUGAGGGUGUGUGUGCAUUGUGACUGUGUGUGCAUGUCCAGAUGAGUGUGCGAGUGCACGCGUGAGUGAGUGUGUAUGUGAGUGAGUGUUCUUGGUUAUUGUUUUUUGGAAGAAAAACCUUGAAAAUCUGGGGCAGGUUACUGUGCUCGUAGAGUGGUGGUUCUUUUGCAAGAGGAGCUGACCAGACUGAGCUACUGGAGACAUUUUUCAGCAAGUAAAGAACAUUUUCUUUCCAGAAGGAGAGAGAUUUCUCCCUUGGCUCUGCAGCAAGUAAAAGAGAUUAGCCCCUAAACCUGUGAAAUCGACCAGAGCCGUGUGAUUACCAGGGCUUGAGAGAGAAUAUAGGAAGAAAAAGAGAAAUAAAUUAGCUUGUCAGUGCCUUUGGCCACGUUGGAAGAUGUCAUCUCAAACUAAGUUCAAGAAAGACAAAGAGAUCAUUGCCGAUUAUGAAGCCCAAAUAAAAGAGAUCCGCACGCAGCUGGUGGAGCAGUUCAAAUGCUUGGAGCAGCAAUCAGAGUCUCGACUGCAGCUGCUACAGGACCUCCAGGAGUUUUUCCGCCGGAAAGCUGAGAUAGAGCUUGAGUAUUCUCGAAGCCUGGAGAAGCUGGCUGAGCGGUUCUCCUCCAAGAUCCGCAGCUCCCGGGAACACCAGUUCAAGAAGGACCAGUACCUCCUCUCACCGGUGAACUGCUGGUAUCUGGUUCUGCAUCAGACCAGGCGGGAGAGCCGAGACCAUGCCACCCUCAAUGACAUCUUCAUGAAUAAUGUCAUCGUCCGCCUUUCACAGAUCAGUGAGGAUGUCAUCAGACUCUUCAAAAAGAGCAAGGAGAUUGGCCUGCAGAUGCACGAGGAGCUCCUGAAGGUCACCAAUGAGCUCUACACAGUCAUGAAAACCUACCACAUGUACCACGCGGAGAGCAUCAGUGCAGAGAGCAAGCUGAAGGAGGCUGAGAAGCAGGAGGAGAAGCAGUUCAACAAGGCUGGAGAGCUCAGCAUGAACCUGCUCCGCCAUGAGGACCGGCCCCAGCGCCGCAGCUCUGUGAAGAAGAUUGAGAAGAUGAAGGAGAAGAGGCAGGCGAAGUACUCUGAGAACAAGCUGAAGUGCACGAAGGCCCGAAAUGACUACUUGCUGAAUCUGGCUGCCACCAACGCAGCUAUAAGCAAAUACUACAUCCAUGAUGUCUCCGACCUAAUCGACUGCUGUGAUUUGGGCUUUCAUGCCAGCCUGGCCCGCACCUUCCGGACCUACCUCUCCGCUGAGUACAACCUGGAGACCUCUCGCCACGAGGGGCUGGAUGUCAUUGAGAAUGCGGUGGACAACCUGGAUUCCCGAAGUGACAAGCACACUGUCAUGGACAUGUACAACCAGGUCUUCUGUCCUCCACUCAAGUUUGAGUUCCAGCCCCACAUGGGGGAUGAGGUGUGCCAAGUCAGUGCUCAGCAGCCUGUCCAGACAGAAUUACUCAUGCGGUACCACCAGCUGCAGUCCAGACUGGCCACUCUCAAGAUAGAGAAUGAGGAGGUGAGAAAAACCCUGGAUGCCACCAUGCAGACUUUACAGGACAUGCUGACUGUGGAGGACUUUGAUGUCUCUGACGCCUUCCAACAUAGUCGGUCUACAGAGUCUGUGAAGUCGGCUGCCUCUGAGACCUACAUGAGCAAGAUCAACAUUGCCAAGAGGAGAGCCAACCAGCAGGAAACAGAAAUGUUUUAUUUUACGAAAUUUAAAGAAUAUGUGAAUGGCAGUAACCUCAUCACUAAGCUGCAAGCCAAGCACGACUUACUCAAGCAGACCCUGGGUGAAGGGGAGAGAGCAGAAUGUGGCACAACCAGGCCCCCCUGUCUUCCCCCUAAACCACAGAAAAUGAGGAGACCUAGGCCUCUCUCAGUGUGUAGCCAUAAACUAUUUAACGGCUGUAUGGAAACGUUCAUUAAGGAUUCGGGACAAGCUAUACCACUUGUAGUUGAGAGCUGCAUCCGAUACAUCAAUUUAUACGGACUCCAGCAGCAAGGGAUCUUCAGAGUGCCGGGAUCUCAGGUCGAGGUCAAUGACAUCAAAAAUUCCUUUGAGAGAGGUGAGGACCCUCUUGUGGAUGAUCAAAAUGAACGAGAUAUCAAUUCAGUCGCUGGUGUUUUAAAACUGUAUUUCCGAGGACUGGAAAACCCACUCUUUCCUAAGGAAAGGUUUCAAGAUUUGAUAUCUACUAUUAAACUGGAGAGCCCAGCUGAGAGGGUGCAUCAGAUCCAACAAAUCCUCAUCACCCUUCCCCGCGUGGUCAUCGUGGUCAUGAGAUAUCUCUUCGCUUUCCUCAACCACCUCUCGCAGUAUAGUGAUGAGAACAUGAUGGAUCCCUACAACCUGGCCAUCUGCUUCGGGCCCACCCUCAUGCACAUUCCUGAUGGGCAGGACCCUGUGUCCUGCCAGGCACACGUCAACGAAGUCAUCAAAACCAUCAUCAUUCAUCAUGAAGCCAUCUUCCCCAGCCCCCGGGAGCUAGAGGGACCCGUGUAUGAAAAAUGCAUGGCUGGAGGGGAAGAAUAUUGUGAUAGCCCGCACAGUGAGCCAGGGACCAUUGAUGAAGUUGACCACGACAAUGGCACUGAACCUCACACCAGUGAUGAAGAAGUGGAACAAAUUGAGGCCAUCGCCAAGUUUGACUAUGUGGGGCGGUCCCCGCGUGAGCUGUCCUUCAAGAAGGGGGCCUCGCUGCUCUUGUACCACCGCGCCUCAGAGGACUGGUGGGAGGGGCGUCACAACGGCGUGGAUGGACUCAUCCCACAUCAGUACAUAGUCGUACAGGACAUGGAUGACGCCUUCUCCGACAGCCUGAGCCAAAAGGCGGACAGCGAGGCCAGCAGUGGGCCGCUGCUGGAUGACAAGGCCUCCUCCAAAAACGACCUCCAGUCCCCCACGGAGCACAUCUCGGAUUACGGCUUUGGGGGGGUGAUGGGCCGGGUUGUCUCUGCCCCAUGCCCCCGCCCCCGGCUCCUUUGCAGAGUGCGGUUACGAUCUGAUGGAGCAGCUAUCCCCAGGCGCCGAAGUGGGGGCGACACGCACAGCCCGCCCCGGGGCCUGGGCCCCAGCAUAGACACGCCGCCCCGGGCCGCCGCCUGCCCCAGCAGCCCUCACAAAAUCCCCCUCACGCGGGGCAGGAUCGAAAGCCCAGAGAAACGGAGGAUGGCGACGUUCGGGAGCGCCGGGAGCAUCAACUACCCUGACAAGAAGGCGCUCUCCGAAGGGCACUCGAGGUCGACGUGCGGCUCCACCAGGCACAGCAGUCUGGGGGACCACAAGUCCCUGGAGGCUGAGGCCCUGGCAGAAGACAUCGAGAAGACCAUGAGCACGGCUCUGCACGAGCUGCGGGAACUCGAGAGGCAGAACACGGUCAAGCAGGCGCCAGAUGUGGUGCUGGACACCCUGGAGCCCCUGAAGAACCCGCCGGGCCCCAUCAGUUCAGAGCCCGCCAGCCCCUUGCACACCAUCGUCAUCCGCGACCCCGACGCCGCUAUGCGCCGCAGCAGCAGCUCCUCCACUGAGAUGAUGACCACCUUUAAGCCAGCCCUGUCCGCCCGUCUGGCUGGCGCCCAGCUGCGCCCGCCCCCCAUGCGGCCUGUGCGGCCGGUGGUCCAGCAUCGGUCCAGCAGCAGCAGCAGCUCAGGUGUGGGCAGCCCGGCCGUGACGCCCACCGAGAAGAUGUUCCCCAACAGCUCAGCGGACAAAUCAGGCACUAUGUGACCAACAGGUUGGGGUGGCACUGCCCUGGCUCACGGUGGCGCACUACGGCCAAGGGUGGCCUCUGUGACUUCCGCGUCCUUCCCAGUGCUCCUGGCCUUGUCCAGCAGAGACCAGAACGUAGGCCUGAAAGAACGUCUAUGCAGAGCUGCGGCCCUGGCGCCAGCCACAGCUGGCAUCCAGCCCUCAGGGGGGUAAAUGGAGGCCCAGAGGAGAGCGAGAGCGGGAGCAGGAGCGGCCCCAACAGAGCGUUUCCUAAGAUUAUGGCAAAAUGUUAAAUGGCUUUGCCUGCAUAUCAUCACUGGAAAACUAUUCUCUCGACAUUCUCUCUACAUACAUAAAUAUGUGUGUGUGUAUAUAUGCGUGUGUACAUAUAUACACAUAUAUGUAUGUAUGUGUCUGUAGGUGUGUGUGUAUAUAUAUAUUUAUGCAUCUAUAUACAUAUAGUAGAUCUGGACACUCAUACUAAAUGUAUAUAGAAUCUCCUUUUUCUUUUUAUGAAACUUAGAUUUACCUCAGACCCAUGCCACCAAACAUCUCCCGCUGCGAUUUGGUGGGAUUUGCAGGGACUUUUCUGGGAGAAUCUCGAGGCCCACAGCAGCUGCGAAUGAAGCAAUAUUACCACUAACCUGCAGAAAAACAAAACCAGGCUCCCACUGUCUCUAGAAGUCGUGGCCUUCCAAAACAGUCUGCCCCUAAAUGAAGGGUGGGGCAGGCAGCGCCCCAAACAGGCUGCUCCUCGAGGUGGGAACCCUGCACAGACCCCCCCAUCCAGCCCAGAGACCCUGCCUUUCCACCUGAAGGCCAAGGGCCAACUACACCCCGAAGGCAUGGGAGGACGUUGGUGAGAAGCCCCCUGACCACAGCAUCCUGGUGUGUGUGUGUGUGUGAGAAGAGGGGACAGUGAGAGCCCACGCCCCGCCGUAGCACAGUGUUAUGUGUGCUUGGGAAAAAGGGAAAAAAUAAAACUGCAGUGGUACGGAACACCUCAAACCUAGAAAUGCUGUGGGGAUAAUUCUGGUAACUAUAGAGGUUUAACUUAUACAAUUUUCAAAAUAUUUAAUUUCUUCUUUUCCUCUUUCUACUAAGUAUACUGUGUCAGAUUUAGAACUAAACAGGCAAAGAGGCUUUGAAUCCCAUCGUCCUAAUUGAAAAUCAGUCUGUGACGCACUUUGGCUAGCACCCUCUUGCACGAAGUGCAUGAACCAUAAGUGCCCAGCUCAGACCAGGGCCGAGGAGGGGCGAUCCUUGGCACUCUCUGUCCUAGACUAUGCUUCAGUUGAGUGGAUGCAAGUGAAAUAGCUUCCCCCUCCCUCCCCUUCCCUUUCCUUUCCACCCCCUGCAUCCUCCAAAGCAUUUAACAUCGUUGAAAGUAGAGUGAAAGAAUUGUGUGUGAUCGUCAAGUAUUAUCAGCAAGGCUUUCAACUCUUGGCUGGAAAAAGGCCUCUGGAUCAGCCUCAUUUGGUUCUAUUUGACUUCCUUUUUGGAUCUCUUGGUUUUCCAGCGAUGGCUGUUUCUGAAUAAUGGAACACAGGUGAACCAGAUUCUAAUGGGACCACUUCUAGUCUUGGCCUGCAUGCAAAGCCAAGAGUUUCCUCCCUGUUGUUCUCAAGCUCAUCUCUCUCUUUCUCAAGGCCUUUGAAUGUGUCCAUGGCUUUGGUUUAGUCAGAAGUCCCGUGUUUGAGUCCCAGCCUCCACCGCUUGGGAUCUGUGGGACUCUGGGCAUGUCUCUGCACCUCACUGAGCCCCAGUUUCCUGCUCCAUAAAAAUGAAGAUAGUAAAGAUAACGUGUAAGUGAGUAAGCUGUUUAAAGUAGAAAGCACUGUGCCAACAUGAUUAUUCUUUUUUUUUUUUUGUCAUUAGUAAGGUAAGCCUUUUAGCUGAAAAACCAUCCAAGACCUUACUCUUGAAACCUCCUAAUGGCAUUUGAGGAGACAGAAUUUCCCUACCAGCUUCAUAAGACCCCCAAAGCAGGGCCCUGCAGAUAUAUCACCUCUUGAUGCUUGAAAUUCCAUCAUUACCAUUCCACCCCAUUGGCUGAAUUUUGCCUUGUCCUCUGGUCCUCUAUAAAAAGGUGACUCCACCCCAGAGGGAAGGACCUGUUGAGUCACAGUACCAAGGUGUGUGGGAGUAGUCAGCUGUUCUGCCUCACCUGAGGACUGACAUUGAGAGCACCCAGUAGAAGGAUGAACCAAGAAAGGGCACAAAAAAGAGAAUGUUGGAGAGGCCAAUGACAAACUUGACCUUCCUCAUUUCACCUAGAACCAACCAUUCUCUUUUAGCUCGUGGACGUGAAAGCACCUCAGAACCAGCUAAGAGCCCUCUGCCUUUGUGGGCAGUGUGGAGAUACCCCCAUUUUACAGCUUAGGGAAGAAAGCAAGGCCUUGCGAUAUGCUGUGACUUGCCUAAGAUUUAACAAAUGUCUGAGAGUGGGGGUUGGUCAGGCUCGUCAAGUCACUUAUUUGCAAGGAUGCCAGGCUGCUCAGCAGGGUACAAGACAUCCCACUUCUGCCCCCAGAUACUCCAGACCUUAAAGGUAGUGGGCUCCUGGGCAAAGGGUCACGUUCUCUGCCGUGACUACCAGAUGAAAGAGAAAAUCUGAGUAGACAGAUCUGUUGCCUGAUACACAUAACACCAGUCAGACCAUGUGGCUUUUCCUCUGAAUGGACUAACUUCAUUUUUCUUUCCUGAAAAAUGGGCCUGCCUUUUACUGAAUUACCUGAAGGCAGAGCUGUAGCUGUUUUCUUUAAGCACCUGUUUUUCCUUUGGGAAAAGGCUGAUGAGUUUACAUUUAGAGAAGCUCACACCUCGCUCAUCCAGCCCCAAAUCUGAGCCUUGAUGCAGAACCAAAUGGAAAAAUACUUUCCUGACACCCCCCCCCCCCCCACUUCCUCACCCGGCACUCUGCAUGUCUCCGUCCCUCCACAGGCACCAGGCCCGUCCACGGGCGCUGGGCAUCAGCUCUCUUCCUGACUCCUGCCUGUGUUAGUCCACUAGAUAUUGCUGUAUUUGCUUAAAUGCUGGGAAGUAACUGUUAAAAUGUGAAAUUGUAAUAUUUAAAAGGUGACAAUUAAAUUAUAGCCAAUGCCACUCACCAAAUCUUUGCACCUAGUAGAUAGUUCAAUGUAAACAAAUACCAGAAACCUAACUGUACAGUGAGUGUGGGGGAAAUGUAGUAACCUAGUUAGUAGUCCUCAAUAUAACCAAUUGUACAAGGGGAAGUGGUGUUUACCUACUUGUUCAUCACCAUUGCUGGAAGCUGUACUGAUCAGUUUGUUGAUAACGGGCUUUUUUUUUUUUUUUGGCUUCACAGAAUUUCUUUUCUUAACCUUCAACUUACCCUGAAGUCAAGCCUUUUGUCUUUAUGUGUAACCGAUGUUCAGUCUAUUCUAGGAAUGAACCAGCAAGACGUUCAUUUAAAACUGACCAAAGACAAUUCCUUCCUGGUCGAGUUUCCCGGGCCCCGGGGCCCAGCCGCCGCUAAAGACCUUCCUCGGAUCAAAUUGAGAACAAGCCGUGCUUCCAAUGCCACUCUCCUUCUCUCCCUUUAUUUCCCUGUCCUCUUAAAGAGCUGCUCUGAGCUGUGGGAUUCUAUGAAAAAUACUUGCCUUUCCUUGUUUUCAGUGCUAACGAUUUCUCACCUUGAAGCGCCUUUGAACCCGGACAGAGCGCACAAUGGGAGGGACUCGUAUGCUUGGGCAUUAGUCUUGGGAGUCUGACCUCUGAGGUCACCAGGCCAAUGGGCAAGAGAGAAGUGGAUUCCCAAGGGAUAAACAGUGUCUGUCACGUGACGAAAUCCGAGUGAGAAGAGACACAGGGAAAUGGAGCCAUCCUCUGGCCACCAGCUGGAACCAGCAGUUCAGAGAUCUGCCUUAUAAACCCUUCAGAACUGGUUUGUGGUACAGAGGGGGCCACUGUGGGGAAGGGCCUCAACAUGGGCUGGCUUCUCUGUUAGAGGCCCUUGGAGUGCCUUGUCGCUUAUAUUUCCUUCUUGUUCAGGAGGCACAGGUGCAGCGGGCUUCCUGUGACCUGGUCGUUACUCGGCACUCGGUGCCCACACGGCUGAUGGAAAACCACAAAGACUAAUGCACUGGUUCUUCCUCUCAGUCUUUCUAUUCCUAACUUUUCACAUAUCCAGAUGGUUCCACACUAGAGCAAAUGCCUCAUUCUCCUGAGAAACCCAGAAAGAAGAAUGGCCGGCUCACAACCACGACGGGGGACCCUGUUUGGCUUCAGGAUGGCGGGGAGGAGAAGGCAGGAAGGGGCGAGCCGAGGUGUUGCUUAGCUGAUUUUCUGCUAUGCAGAGCUAAUGCUGACGUUUCAUGUCAACUUCCCCGGUUCUCUGGGGUCUCCUCUCUCCUGAGCAGCCGUGUAGAGAAUUCCCCACAUACCCAAAGCUGCCUAGGGGAGCUGAGAGAAGGGACUUGGCUAUCAGGUCUGAGUGCCCCUGGCCUCUCUGAGGUUGAUCUGCCAGUGUCCCGCUGUCCUGCCCUCUGGGACCGGCCGAAUGGCCAACACUGCCCCUUGCUGACACCUCCUUUCUGUGUGAACUGUCCCAAGCAACUAACAAAGCUGUUUCUGGAACCGGAACAACCAGAGCGCACUUUGCCUUCCUUAGGUGGAAGAUUCUGCUAGAGUUCCUGCUCAGGCUCUAGUUCCCGGCAGUGUGACUGUUUACACGGUUUGGCAAUAGGUUUGGUUCUGAUUGCUUCAGAGUGGCUGGUCUAUUUUGUUUCCUUUGGUUUCCUUCCUUCCCAAACUGUGUCAGGAAAAAAACAAAACAAACAAAAAAAUGAAAUCACCCUUGGAAAUUGCUGGUUGCCUGUCCCCACGUGGUGCGAAGUGCUGCCCUCUCCCGGAUGUCGUUUCUCCACCUUACUACCAAACGCCCGUCCCGUGGAGUGUCUGACUGGAUCCUCUGUCGCAUAUUCUGAUGGUGCCUGCUGGUUUGAUGUGGAGCUAUCCUGUGAAA
Phyllostomus hastatus (greater spear-nosed bat) is the source of this 8969-nucleotide messenger RNA. It is a transcript of the gene SRGAP3, whose product is annotated as SLIT-ROBO Rho GTPase activating protein 3. NCBI's taxonomy places the organism in Eukaryota, Metazoa, Chordata, Mammalia, Chiroptera, Phyllostomidae. Gene Ontology annotation, cellular component: cytoplasm. Gene Ontology annotation, molecular function: protein binding. The transcript has 22 exons. Gene Ontology annotation, biological process: signal transduction; negative regulation of cell migration. The record is from RefSeq and is a predicted model, not a curated record. The coding region runs from base 662 to 4000 and encodes 1112 amino acids.